AGUAUUUGAAUUACACACAACAUACAUAUAUUAAUCAUAAUUAAUUUGUUUAAAUUACUAUAUAGUUCAAAUACUGUAUUUAUACAUACAAUAUGCCAACUACCAUAUCUAUACAAUUCAAUACAUAUAUAUAUAUAUAUAUUAAAAAUAACUUGUAUAAUUUCCAAAUAUAUAUAUAUUAUUUUCGAAUUAAAUUCAUGCAUGCACAUGCAUCAGCUAAUAAUUAUUUACGUUUCUAAUAUGUUAACUUUUCUAUUUUUGCUGUAAUUAUGUUUCCCUUUAAACGUAUGUACGAAAAUCUUUCCUUAUUCAUUAAAACACUAGUUUGCGUCUUCUCCAAACACUCGUUUGCUUCUUCGCCAAGCACCCUAAUUAAACCUGUCUUCCUCUAUAAAGAAUAAAAUCAAACACUCUUCUUCUUGUUCAAUUAAGCUUGACAUGGCGUACAGAAGAUUGUCAAAGUCUAUUUCCCUAGCCAUCAAGGCUCACAAUGCUUUGUCGAGAAGACCCUCUCUCCUCUUCCGUUCUCGCGCUCUCUCUGCCUCUGCUCACCACUUCAGCACAAGUUCCUUUCUUCUCCGGCCAAGUUCCUUCAUCGGAGCUCCCAAUAACGGCAUAAUUACUCCAGCCACUCUAGCCGCUCCUCGUAGUGGCCAACUGUUACCUCUUUCUCUCCAGCUCCAGCUCCCUUCUCCGCGCCGCUUCAUGUCUACGGUUCGUGGUCGGUUGCAUGUAGAUCUUUUUCAGUGUCAGUGUUUCGAUUUUAAUUUAUUAAUUCGAUGGUCAUUGGUUUUGUCUUUCGUUAAGGAUGGAGAUAAAGAUGCACAUGAAAAGUAUGAAAAUGCACUUGAAAAGUGUGGAACUGAUUUAACUGAGAUGGCUAGACAAGGAAAGCUCCCUCCUCUAAUUGGACGUGAUGAUGAAAUUAAGCGCUGCAUCCAGAUACUAGGCAGGAUGACAAAAAGCAAUCCUCUUAUCAUUGGUGAACCUGGUGUAGGAAAGACUGCUAUUGCAGAAGGGUUGGCCCAGCGAAUUGUAAGAGGAGAAGUCCCUGAACAUCUCUUGAAUCGGAAGGUGAUAUCUCUUGACAUGGGUUCGUUGGCUGCUGGCACCACAUAUCAAGGCGAAUUUGAGGCGAAACUGAAAGCAUUACUCAAGGAAAUAACUGCUUCCAAUGGGAAGACACUCUUGUUCAUUGAUGAAAUCCACACUCUCGUUGGUGCAGGUGCUUGUACAGGUUCAAUGGAUGCGAGCAAAAUCUUGAAACCAAUGCUUGCAAGAGGUGAACUGCGAUGCAUUGGAGCAACAACGCUGACCGAAUACCGCAAAUACAUAGAGAAAGAUCCAGCUCUGGAACGUAGGUUUCAGCAGGUGUUCUGUGGCCAACCAUCUGUUGAAGACACCGUCUCUAUACUUCGUGGGUUAAGACAGCGGUACGAGAAGCACCAUGGUGUUAAGAUAUCAGAUUGUUCCCUUGUUUCAGCAGCGGUUUUGUCAGACCGCUACAUCACUGAACGCUUCCUUCCAGACAAAGCUAUUGAUCUGGUAGACGAAGCUGCUGCAAAGCUGAAGAUGGAGACCAUUUCGAAACCAACUGAACUCGAAGAAAUAGACAAAACUGUGAUCAAACUGAAGAUGGAGAAGCUUUCUUUGAGAAAAGAUUCGUUUAAAUCAUCUGAAGCUUUCUUUAAAAAGGAAAAGGAGAUGGAGAAUGAUUUGACCAAGCUUAAGGAUAAACAGAAAGAAAUCACCAAGAAAUGGGAGGAACUCACCACGCAAUGGGACGAAGACAAUUUUGUCACUUUUCGGUUUAGGGUUUACAAAAUGCGUAUAUGCACUCCUAAACACUUUCAAUGUCUUUUUUUACAGAUUGAUGUAUCCGCUAAACGUGAAAAUAGUCUAAACCGUACUGCUGAGCUGAAGUAUGGAACACUUAUGUCCCUCCAAGGCCAGAUAGAAGAAGCUGAGAAGAAUCUCACCAAGUCUGGAUCCUCUGAACUGUCACAAAUCAAAGAAGGCGUAACCGAUCGCCACAUAGCAGAGAUAAUAAGCAAGUGGACAGGUAUUCCACUAUCAAAUCUUCAGCAAUCAGAGAAAGAAAAGCUGCUUCUCUUAGAAGACGUGCUUCACAAGAAAGUUAUCGGUCAAGGAAAGGCUGUAGAAUCAAUAGCAGAUGCUAUCCGCUGUUCAAAGGCCGGUCUCUCAGACCCUAACCGCCCAAUAGCAAGUUUUAUGUUCAUGGGUCCAACAGGGGUUGGUAAAACCGAGCUUGCCAAGGCCCUAGCCGGAUACCUUUUCAACACUGACAACGCGAUUGUGAGGAUCGAUAUGAGUGAGUACAUGGAAAAAUCCAACGUCUCGCGGCUCAUUGGUGCAUCUCCUGGCUUUGUCGGUUAUGAAGAAGGUGGGCAGCUAACCGAAGCUGUGCGCAGGAGACCUUACUCGGUGGUUCUGUUUGAUGAGAUCGAGAAAGCCCACCCUGACGUCUUCAAUAUCUUGCUUCAGCUACUAGACGAUGGAAGAGUAACUGAUUCUCAAGGGAGGACGGUGAGUUUCAGAAACUGCUUUGUGAUAAUGACGUCUAACAUAGGAGCUCAAAGUAUACUCGAUACUUUCCGGGGCAAUGAAGACCGCAAAGAGGCUGUUUAUGAGACGAUGAAGCAACAAGUUGUGGAGUUAGCAAGAAAAACUUUCAAGCCAGAGUUUAUGAACAGAAUCGACGAAUACAUUGUCUUCCAGCCUUUGGAUACAAAAGAAAUAUCCAAAAUCGUGGAGAUUCAGGUAUGUAAUUUAUUUUUAGUCUUUUUAGGUUUUACAUAUUUUUAGUUUUUUUAGUUUUGGUAUAAAUGAAUUGUUUCCAAUGGGUGCAGAUGAGACGAGUCAAGAAUAGGUUGGAAGAGAAUAAAAUAAAACUUGAGUACACACAAGAAGCAGUGGACCACCUUGCUCAGCUAGGGUUUGACCCCAACAAUGGGGCAAGACCGGUGAAGCGAGUGAUUGAGAAGAUUGUGAAGAAGGAGAUCGCCAACAAAGUUCUGAAAGGAGAAUUUGCUGCGGAUGACACUAUUCUUCUCGAUGUUGACCAGACAAGCAAUGAACUGGUCAUCAAGAAGCUCGAGAGUGAUGCUCCUGUUGAAGAAAUGGCUGCUUGAUCUUACAAACAAAGUUAAGAAGAUUUGAUUACAUGAGCAGAUCAAGCGAACGUGACAACAUGUGGCAUACCAUUUUAGAUAACAAACUUUUCAACCGAAUGUGCAUGGGGCAUUUCCUCAAUUUUCAAUAAAACUAAUGAAAAUAUAUUUGCUCCACCCAA
This is a messenger RNA of Brassica napus (rape), 3313 nucleotides long. Its product is annotated as chaperone protein ClpB4, mitochondrial-like. Gene Ontology annotation, molecular function: ATP hydrolysis activity; ATP binding. Bases 439 to 2826 code for a protein of 795 amino acids. Gene Ontology annotation, biological process: cellular response to heat. Gene Ontology annotation, cellular component: cytoplasm. Lineage: Eukaryota; Viridiplantae; Streptophyta; Magnoliopsida; Brassicales; Brassicaceae. The record is from RefSeq and is a predicted model, not a curated record. The transcript has 6 exons.